AUGCCGACGUACGCCGACCCCAGUCCGAACGGCUGGCUGGGCGGUGUGUCGGAACAGCAGCAGCAGCCCGUCAAGACGCAGAGGCUGCCGCCGAGCCUGUGGGUGCGGUCGGCGCUCAAGGAGAGCUACGUCGAGUACUUCAUCCAGGCGGACCUGUGGUACCGCUCCCAGGGGUCGUGGGACAACGUCGCCGCCACGCUGCCCAUCUACGUGCCCUUCAUCCGACCGGGCCCCCCGCUGGUCGACUACCAGGUCGUGGUCAUGGGCGUCCACAUGUCCGCGUCGUCGCACCGGUUCCUGCCCGGCAUGGGGGACGCCAAGCUGUCGGCCUCGCAGAAGAUGAAGAAGGCCUUCAACAUAUCCUCGGCGCCCACGUGCGGGCUCAAGCUCCAGGUCGGCUUCCCGUCGUACAUCCAGAUCGGGAACCCGGGCGUCGUCCCCUUCCAGGUGCGGCUGGUGCCGCAGUGGGAGCGGACGAGCGAGGAGAUACUCAACAUCCCGCAGCGCGCCAGGCUGACGGGCAUAUCGCUGGAGAUACUGUCGCACUGCCGGAUAACGGAGCAGAGGGGGUCAUCCACGGUCGAUACCGAGUACAAGUUCAACAUGGACCUGUUCGGGGAGAAGUGCGCCCUGCCCCCUCCGCCGGACCUCGAGAUCCCAUGCUCCGGGGCGGUACCCCCCAUCGACAUCGGCCAGUGCUGCGGGCUCACGUCGCCCUCCGACGGCAGCUUCGUCGUGCGCGACGGCAUGCUCACCCCGAGCUUCAACACCUUCAACAUCGCCCUCGCCCACGGCCUUGCCUGGACCCUCAGGUUCGAGAUCGCCGGGGAGGUGCUCGUAGCCGAGGGCCUGCAGGCGCUGACCGUACUGCCACCGUGCGAUCCGACGGAGAAGAACCUCCCCGUCCCACCGCCCAAGAGGCAGAGGCGGUCGUAUUUCGAGACGGCCCCUCCCCAAUACGACGCCGGCGAUAUGCCUCCUGCUUUUUCGGAGAUCGAAGGUGCUGAUAGUAGGGAUGGGAGGGUUUCAGAGGAAGAGACCUCGAGUCAAUUUCCGACCCUGACGACGGAAUGA
Clonostachys rhizophaga is the source of this 1074-nucleotide messenger RNA. The record is from the annotation of a GenBank genome assembly. Lineage: Eukaryota; Fungi; Ascomycota; Sordariomycetes; Hypocreales; Bionectriaceae.